Messenger RNA from Numida meleagris (helmeted guineafowl), 948 nucleotides. Its product is annotated as olfactory receptor 5AS1-like. NCBI's taxonomy places the organism in Eukaryota, Metazoa, Chordata, Aves, Galliformes, Numididae. Gene Ontology annotation, cellular component: membrane. Bases 1 to 948 code for a protein of 315 amino acids. The record is from RefSeq and is a predicted model, not a curated record. Gene Ontology annotation, biological process: sensory perception of smell; G protein-coupled receptor signaling pathway. The transcript has a single exon. Gene Ontology annotation, molecular function: olfactory receptor activity; odorant binding; G protein-coupled receptor activity.
AUGCCUGAAGAGAACCACACUGCUGUGACCGAGUUCAUUCUGCUGGGUUUCACCGGCCGUCGGGAGGUGAAGUUUUCUUUGUUUGGGCUCUUCCUUCUCAUCUAUGUCACCACGCUGGGGGGCAACGCUGGCAUCAUCGUGCUCGUCCGGCUCAAUGCCCACCUUCACAUGCCCAUGUACUAUUUCCUGAGCAAUUUAUCUUUCUUAGACCUCAGCUAUGCCUCUGCCAUUGCUCCCAAGCUGCUGGUGAAUCUUGUAGCACAGCGCACCACCAUUUCUUUCUUGGGCUGUGCCACACAGAUGUUCCUCUUUGCCGCCCUGGCUGAUGCCGAGUGCUUCCUUUUGGCUGUGAUGGCCUAUGACCGCUACGUGGCCAUCUGUCGCCCUUUUCUCUAUUCCGUAGCCAUGUCGCACCGGGCCUGCGCCUCCAUGGUAGCUGGGGCCUAUCUCAGCGGGGGCCUGACCUCGCUGGUGCACACAUCUUUCACGUUCACCCUGUCCUUCUGCGGCUCCAACACCAUCAACCACUUCUUCUGCGACAUUCCCCCGCUGCUGGAGCUCUCCUGCUCCAACACCAAGGUCAACGAGGUGCUUCUCUUCACCUUGUGUGGCUUCAUACAAACCAGCACCUUCCUGGUUAUUGUCAUCUCCUACACCUGCAUCCUCGGCACCAUCCUUCGGCUUCACGCAGCAGAGGGCAGGCGCAAGGCCUUCUCCACCUGCACCUCCCACCUCACAGCCAUUGGGUUCUUCUACGGCUCCCUCCUCUUCAUGUACUUACGGCUCACCUCCGUCUACUCUUCAGACACUAACAAACUGAUUACUUUGUCUUGCACCAUGGUCUUUCCCAUGCUGAACCCCAUGAUCUACAGCUUGAGGAACAAGGAGGUGAAGGAAGCCUUAAGAAAGUCACUAGAGAGGAAAGUGUUUUCUCGGUCAUUUACUUAG